This is a messenger RNA of Motacilla alba alba, 2386 nucleotides long. It is a transcript of the gene ULK3, whose product is annotated as unc-51 like kinase 3. The transcript is spliced from 15 exons. Gene Ontology annotation, cellular component: autophagosome; cytoplasm. Gene Ontology annotation, molecular function: protein serine/threonine kinase activity; ATP binding. NCBI's taxonomy places the organism in Eukaryota, Metazoa, Chordata, Aves, Passeriformes, Motacillidae. Gene Ontology annotation, biological process: peptidyl-serine phosphorylation; autophagy; autophagosome organization. The coding region runs from base 94 to 1620 and encodes 508 amino acids. The record is from RefSeq and is a predicted model, not a curated record.
CGUGGCUGUGGGCGUGGCCUGCGCCGUGGCGCGCCGGGAAGGCGGAAGCGGCUGCCGGGCCCCGAGUGCCGGGCCCGGGGCUCCGGAGGGGCCAUGGCCGGGGCCGGCUGGGCCCCGCCGCGCCUCGACGAGUUCAUCCUCACCGAGCCCCUCGGCUCCGGCACCUACGCCACCGUCUACAAGGCCUACAGGAAGAGGGACACGCGUGAGGUGGUGGCCAUCAAGUGCGUCAACAAGAGGAGCCUGAACCGGGCAUCGGUGGAGAACCUGCUGACGGAGAUCGAGAUCCUCAAGACCAUCCGCCAUCCCAACAUUGUGGAGCUCAAGGACUUCCAGUGGGACAGUGACCACAUCUACCUGAUCAUGGAGUUCUGUGCCGGGGGGGACCUCUCCCGCUUCAUCCGGACGCGCCGGAUGCUCCCCGAGAAGGUGGCACGCGUCUUCCUGCAGCAGCUCGCCUGCGCCCUGAAGUUCCUCCACGACCGCAACAUCUCCCACCUGGACCUGAAGCCGCAGAACAUCCUCCUGAGCGCCCCAGAGAACCCCCAGCUAAAGCUGGCAGAUUUCGGCUUUGCUCAGUACAUGUCCCCGUGGGACGAGAAGCACGUGCUGCGCGGCUCCCCGCUCUACAUGGCCCCCGAGAUGGUGUGCCGGCAGCACUACGACGCCCGCGUGGACCUCUGGUCGGUGGGCGUCAUCCUUUACGAAGCGCUUUUCGGGAAGCCGCCCUUCGCUUCCCGCUCCUUCGCCGAGCUGGAGGAGAAGAUCCGCAGCGACCGGGCUGUGGAGCUUCCCAGCCGGCCCCAGCUGUCUCUGGAAUGCCGGGAUCUCUUGGGACAGCUGCUGGAGAGGGACCCUCGCAAGCGCAUCUCCUUCGAGUGCUUCUUUGCCCACCCCUUCGUGGACAUGGAGCACGUGCCCGGCCCCGAGAGCCUGGGCAAGGCGACCGACCUGGUGGUGGAGGCGGUGAGGAAGGAUCAGGAGGGAGACGCCGGUGCCGCCUUCUCCCUCUACCGCAAAGCCCUGGAGUAUUUCGUGCCAGCGCUGCACUAUGAGAGCGACGCGCGGCGCAAAGAAGCCAUCCGGGCCAAGGUGAGGCAGUACAUCUCCCGAGCAGAGGAGCUGAAGGUGUUGGUCUCCUCCAGCAACAAGAACCUCCUGGAGAAAGGAAACCCGGCCAGAGAGCUCCUCAAAGAGAUGGCCAAGGACAAACCUCGGCUCUGCGCGGCGCUGGAAGUGGCUUCAGCUGCCAUCGCCAAGGAGGAGGAGGGCAGGGAUGACAGUGACGCCCUGGAGCUGUACCAGCAGAGCCUGGGGGAGCUGCUGCUGCUCCUGGCCGCGGAGCCGGCGGGGCGGCGGCGGGAGCUGCUCCACGCCGAGAUCCAGACCCUGAUGGCCCGAGCCGAGUACCUGAAGGAUCAGAUCAAGAUGCGGGAGGCACAAUCCAUGGGCAAAGAGGCGCUGGCAGAGUCCGUCCGGAGCGGUGAGUCGCCCUUUGCCACGGGGACUGGGGAACAUUCCCCCAGCCCGAGGCUGAUCCCAACGCCACCCAGCCCCGUCUCCCCUGGCACGGGCUUGUCCCCUCGCCCGGGGGUGGCCGCGGCGGGGGCAGCCCGGUGAGUGGCUGCGUGCCCCGGCACAGCCUGUACCUUGCAGUGACUCCCGGGAGCUGUCCCGCGGGACGCUGCUCGCUGCCCUGCCAGGAGACAACGGCGCCAAGAGGAGCCUGAGGCUUCCGUCCCUCCCACCGGGGUGACACUUGGGGGGUCACCCUCGGGCUCCCAGCCCCGGGGGGGUCGGUGGGGCCAUCUGCCCCUCUUCCAGGCGCUGGCUCGUUUCCCUGCCAGCCCUGCCUCGACCGUCUGCUGCUGCAGCCUCCCCUGGCACAGCGGGCGGGUUAUUCCACUCUAAUUCCCUCCGCUGGCUCCACGGGAAGGGUAUUUUUAUCCAGGCACUGGGCUCUGGCAGGACAUCCCCCCUGCUUUCUCGACUGGGUGGUUCUUCCACCUCCCAAAUUCUGGGGGAGCCCACACGGCCCACAGAUCCGGCCGGGAGCUGAGGGUGGGCAGGGAUGCUCCUGUGCCUUCCUCGCCCAGCAUCUACCUCUGCAUCCACCGCUGCUCGUCCAGCCUCCAUCCAGCAGCCGCUGCACCGGCCCAGCCCGGCCAUUCCUCCCUGCCUCUCGCUGCUGGAGCACUGGAAAAGAGGCUUUUCCUUCCUAAACCUGGAGCCUGCCGGGUGCUGGCUGCACCAUCAGUGUCAUUACCGCGAGCAGUGCUCAGCGGGGACCGAGUGGGUCGGGCACGAGCAGCUGUCAGGCACCUUCAGGGAGGCACUCUCAGCAUCCUGCCUGCCCUGCUCCACUCCUCAGGGCCCUGGCACCCCC